Messenger RNA from Candoia aspera, 5225 nucleotides. RefSeq names its product regulator of microtubule dynamics 3 (gene RMDN3). Gene Ontology annotation, molecular function: microtubule binding. The record is from RefSeq and is a predicted model, not a curated record. Gene Ontology annotation, cellular component: cytoplasm; spindle microtubule; mitochondrion. Bases 159 to 1577 code for a protein of 472 amino acids. The transcript has 13 exons. Lineage: Eukaryota; Metazoa; Chordata; Lepidosauria; Squamata; Candoiidae.
UACAGGGGAGGGAGUGGUGCGGCUUCAGAGCAGGAAGGUGAAUGGGGAAAGAUGCGGUGGACGGUGGCCGCAUGAGAACGUACCACGCAGGAAGCGAAGCGGUGUUGGGGAUACUUAAAUUGCGCGGUGAGAGUUCCGCUUCUUUUCCCUGAUGAAUCAUGCCCAAAGCAGGGGUCUUUCGUGUAGGACUUGGUGCAGUUCUGGGAGCAGCUGCAGGAAUAGGUCUCAUCUUUUACUUCUACAAACAGAAGAGAAAGAAGUCCAGUCAGAAAAGCAACUCAAGAUAUCCAAAUGUACAUUGUCAGCAAAAUGCUAUGUACCUUCAGGAUCAUACUGAAACCCUUCAGCCUUAUAAUCAGGUUCCAUGGAUGAGACCAGAACCAGUGGAGGGUGGUGAUAGUGUUCCAUAUACAUCUCUUCUAACACAUGAAGAGCAGGCUGAAGUCCUGAACCGCCUUGAUUUGGUGCUCCGAAGCCUUAUAGAGCUACGGCGUGAAGUGGAAGAAUUACGGAAUAGCCUACAGACUUUAGCUGGAGGAAUUAUUGGAGAAGUCAGGUCCCAUCUAGAAGAAAGCCAAAAGGUUAUUCGGCGGCGGCGUUUUAUAUAUCCCAGAGAAAGAAGCGAUUCUACAGGAUCCAGCUCAAUAUAUUUCACAGCCAGCUCAGGAGCAGUCAACACAGAUGAUGGAGAAAGUGAGGGGGGCUAUACUACAGCCAAUGCUGAAUCAGAUUAUGAUAGGGAAUCUGAUAAAGAGAGUGAUGAAGGAGAAGAUGAAAUCAGCUGUGAAACUGUUAGAACUGCAAGGAGAGAUUCCCUGGACCUUGUCAAUGAAGAUGAAGCAGUGUUGAGUUUGGAUACCGCUUCAGAAGAAGAACUUGCUCAGUUGCUACACCAAGCAGAUCACUUACACAGAGGAACUGACCAGGAGAAGAGAGAAGGAUUCCAACUACUGCUUAACAAUAAACUUGUGUAUGGGGACAAGCAGGAUUUCCUUUGGCAUCUGGCCCGAGCUUAUAGUGAUUUGUAUGAAAUCACAGAGGACCCAGAUGAGAAGAAAUCCUAUGCCUGUGAUGGCAAAGAAGAGGCUGAAGUGGCUUUGCAGUUAGGAGAUCAAAGUGCUGAGUGUCACCAAUGGUAUGCUAUUCUGUGUGGUCAGUAUUCAGAACAUGACAGCAUACAAAAGCGCAUUCAGGCAGGGCAUGUCUUUAAGAAACAUAUAGAUGAAGCCAUCGCUCUGAAACCAGAUGAUCCCAAAUCUUACUAUCUCCUAGGUCGGUGGUGUUACCAGGUUGCUCAUUUGGGAUGGCUGGAAAGGAAAACUGCUUCUGCUUUAUAUGAAGAACCUCCCGUAGCCACUGUCCAAGAUGCACUGCAAAACUUCUUAAAGGCUGAAGACCUAUGCUCCGGUUUUUCAAAAGUGGGAAGAAUAUAUAUUGCCAAGUGCUACAAGGAGCUGGGGGAUAAUUCUGCAGUGGCACAUUGGUUGACUCUGGCUUCAGAGUUGCCAGUUAUCACAAAAGAGGAUGCAGAAGGCAGCAGAGAAAUGGAAGAGAUGCAAGCAAUGUCCAAUGACUAAGGAAGCUUCAAUCCUCCAUUCGUAUAAUGAGCAGUGAAGAAACUUCCAGUAUAGAAGAUCUGUGAACCUCAGUGGGCUUCACGAACAAACCACACAAUGAAAACAAUAAAGCUGCUAUUGCAGCACUUCUUUCUUAAAUAUUGUAGUUGGCAAUACCAAAUGUUUAAAGAAAUGUAAUUCAGCUCUCUCCCUUAUCACAAAAUAAGAUGAUCCUAAUUAACUCCUGUGUUUACCUGUUUGCAGAAUAGAUGCUGGCAAAUUCAUUAGUAUUUUUUCAUACUAUCUUUUGAAUAUUUCCCAUCCAGAAAUCUCCAGUACAUAAAAAUUUAAAAUAAUUUCUGGGGAAAUCGAGAUGGCACUAUAAAAUAAGAAGAGUUGUUUAUAGCAUCCCUAUCAUUUAUUUUUAUUUUUGAUCGAAUUAGUCCUUGCAAGGGCUCCUAAGUGCUUUGUCCAUGUCGUUUAAAACAUCUGCUGAGUUUUAAUACCUAUAUUUUGCUCAUAGAGAGCAAAGAGCAGUUUGGAAUGCCGUUGACUUAAGAAAAAAUGGUGAGGAAAUUCUUUUAUUUUUCCCUUCUUCCCAGUACCAUAGCUCUGAAUUUCCCUGGUGACUGCUUCAGUCUAAAGAAAUAUCAUGAAAAAUAGUUGAUAAAUUGUCUGAAUUUUAUCUAGUGCGGAACGAGCCUAUCGAUCAUGGCCUUUUGAGCAAAUUGAUUGCCUUUGCUGCAUAGUAUAUAGAUUCUGAUGUCUUCUGUUUAAGAUGUUCGUUGGUUUUGUGUGUAAAAAUAUAUGUGGCACAUGACUCAAAUAUUUGAAAAGUCUAGAGAGCGAAAUGGUAAAAUCUCCUGCAGAUGCUGUUCACUUUAUUUCAUUUUCUUCAAAAUGGUCAGGUAUUGUCACUAUGAAUUAUGCCAAAAUUCAUAUUUAGGUGUGAUUUAAUAAUAUAAGGGUAAGAGUGCAAAUUAAACUAGGUUACUAUUCAGGAAAUUAGAGUUAUCUUUCCCCAUAACAAAUAAUUGAAAAUUUUCUGUUGAAAUGCAAACCUAUUGGUUUUUUCAUGUCCAAAUAGUUAUUUUUACUAGUUGACAGCGUAAAGGUAUUUGGAAGGUACAUGGUAUGCUGUCCUUUCUUGGAAUAGCACACAGCACCCAUCUGCAGCAUUUUCAGAGUCUGAGAUGUCAGAGCACCUGCUUCCAGUUCCUAAAUAUGUUUUUGAAAGAAAGAACAUCACUGCCAGAAAGAACACUGUUAAGAACAAAAAAAAAAAAAGGAUUUUCUUCAAUUGCUGGGUUUAAAAAAUACAUACCAAUGCAUUUCCCCCUAGUUGUCUUUAAAGUACAUUCUCUGCAAUCCUGACUAUCUUAUGUCUAUUCUAGAGUACAGCGUGGAAAGAAAAUUGUGUUGAAAAAAUAUAUUAGAAAGAGAAGAACCACACAUAUUUGCAGAGACUCUAUAAAUUAAUAAACUGAGUUGUGUCAGAGAUGUACGUAACACAGAUAACAUCAGUGAAUAUGAGAUGGAAUUAGAUUACUAGUGGGUUUCUACUUGUUGUAGACCAAACUGUUUUCCAGAAUGCAGUAUAGCUGUUUUCUAUGUGUGCUCUGAUUUUUGGCAGAUACUUUUGAAACUAUCAUUUCGUAAUAGCUAGAGCUAUAUUAUUACAGUGAGGUUUAAUACAAUGUGCCAUGUUGGACAUUUUUAUACAGUGAGAUCAGAGAAAACUUACAAGAAUUUUAUCCCUUUUCAUAAAGCUGGAUAUUCCAUUACUCUUAGAUUGCUUUUUUUUUUUAAUUUUACAAAAUAAUGUGGAAGAGAAAGCAAUAUUUCAGUCCAGAAGUAUUGUAUUUUCCCUGUUUUUCCACAUUUGUACCCCGAAACAUCUAGAUCCUAUCUUAAUCUUAAGUAUGCUUCCAAACUAACAUAUUAAAUCCCAAAUUUCGCUUAGAUCACAGAGAAAUGUGAUGCUGCUAAGAUUGUAAAAUCAAAUUUUUUGCAUAGGGAUUACUAUAAUGUUACAUGAUCAGGUGGUGAGAAUAUGCUGAAACACUGAUCUAAAGAGUUCGUUUUAAAAUCUGUGGCCUUGUUUGCAGAGAAGCAGCCCAUUCCAGGGUUGAUAGCUUUGUUAAUGUUUGCUCUCAGAACCCUAGCUGCAUCUAUUUAGGAAAUAUUUUAGAAUUGAGUUUUGAGAUGUAAUUUUGUCACUUCCAUCAUUUCCAAAACAUCUUUUUCUGCUGUGACUUAGGGGACUUUCAUCUUUGUGUGUAACUUUUAUAUAACUGACUGUUUUGUGAUUAAACUUAAUUAACUUUUCCUUUCUCUGCUUUAAAGAUUGUAGCCAAAGUGAACAUGCAGAUACUUGAUAUUUGACUUUCAUAAGAAGUUGACCAGUCUGCUGGUGCAUGUUUGUGCACUGAAAAUUGCUGGAGUGGCAAAUUGUGUAAAUGUUUUAGGUCUACUAAUUAAAGCAUCAGCUACCUAUUUUAAUAACCUUUUAGCACCAGCCUCAUUGUCAAAAUCAACGUGCAAUUCUAUGUCAUACUACCCAGGUGUAGACCUCAUUCAGACUUGCCACUGAGUAAAUAUGUACAGGAUUGCACUGCAUUGUAAUACUUUGCUGGAUUUGCCACCUUUUCACAUUCCAUAUUAAUUUUUCUGAAUUAGGACCUUGAAUGAUUCCAUAUUUGUUGACAAAUGUGUGAAAGCAUUUUUGCUGUAGGAUAUUCUUGGAUUGCAUUACAAAUACUUUAAAAUUGCAUACAACCAUACUGUAGUGUAACAUGGUUGCUAAAGUAGUUGUUGCAACAAUAAAUAAACCUGAUUAAAAAGGCACUGAGGUUAGGAAGUUAGAAUAUAUCAGUCCUUGAUGCUGGUACGAACUGUCUUCCUUAUAGUAUCCUAGUGUCAGCUUCUAGAUCUAGACAACAAUGAAUGGAUGAUAUUUUUGAUUAAAAGAAGAGAUUUGGUAUGACUAAAUUCAAGAGGAGUAGUAGGUGGAAUAUUGCCCACUGAUUGCAUUCUUUUCCCCCAAGAAUAACUGCCUUGAAGAAGAUACUGGCAGAUGGAAUCAGUUUAGGGGUUUUGAAGGCUGGAAGAAAAAGCCUUGAUACAUUGCUCAAGCUACCUACGUUGUUUGUCCCUAAUGCAAGGAAACCUUCUCUUACAGUUCUUUCCGCUUCUUUGCUUUGAGAGUAGUGUUUUGAAUAGUAUUCCACACCUCCAAAGAUGCCUGUGAAAUUGCUUUAAGUAAUUAAGAGUAAUUUUGAAUGGGAUAACUUAAAUUGUGGAGGAGAGAAACCUUUGUUCAAAGUAUGCAUGUGUAACUAUACUUAUUUUGCUGAUUAACUAUGAAAUUAAGGGUGGAUAUACUUAUUUUGCUGAUUAACUAUGAAAUUAAGGGUGGAAAUACUUUACAAAUGCACUGCCACCCUUCUGUGGGCACUGAAGAGUCAUGGGGGAAAUGGUAACGGAAAAGGACAUGUUGAUUUACUGACAUUGAGAUACUUACUUUGAGUCUCUUAAAGAGGGCAAAAGAAUUCUCCAUAAAAAAUUCCUGAUUGUAUUUUUGUUCUUUAAAAAAGCUAAUAUAUGAAUUGACUGUACAAUAAUUUUAACUUUGACUCAACUUUAUUUGAAAUAAAAGUAAAAACACUG